Nannospalax galili (Upper Galilee mountains blind mole rat) is the source of this 661-nucleotide messenger RNA. RefSeq names its product marginal zone B and B1 cell specific protein (gene Mzb1). Bases 9 to 569 code for a protein of 186 amino acids. The transcript is spliced from 4 exons. Gene Ontology annotation, cellular component: endoplasmic reticulum chaperone complex; extracellular region. Lineage: Eukaryota; Metazoa; Chordata; Mammalia; Rodentia; Spalacidae. The record is from RefSeq and is a predicted model, not a curated record. Gene Ontology annotation, biological process: regulation of B cell proliferation.
CAGAGGCCAUGAGGCUGCCCCUGCCACUUGUGCUGCUGUUGGGGUGCAGGGCUAUCCUGGGGGAACUUGGGGCUUCGUUUUCAGCUACUGCCCCACAGCUGGAUGAUGAGGAGAAGUACUCGGCCCAUAUGCCUGCUCACCUACGCUGUGAUGCCUGUCGGGCUGUGGCCUACCAGAUAUGGAAACACCUGGCAAAAGCAGAGGCCAAGUUUCAUGCUCCAGACUCCAGUGGGCGGCAGGAGCUGAGUGAGUCUAUAUACAUGGAUGUCUUGGAUCAGAGCUGCUCUCAGAACUGGCAAGACUAUGGGGUCCAAGAAGUAAACCAGGUGAAACGUCUCAUGGGCCCAGGACUUGGCCAAGGACAAGAGCCAAGCAUCACUGUGAUGAUCACUGGGGGACCCUGGCCCACCAGGCUUUCCACGACAUGUUUCCACUACUUGGGAGAGUUUGGAGAAGACCGGAUCUAUGAGGCCCACUGUCAAGGCCUUGGGGCUCUAGAGGCACUGCUGUGUGGGGGCACCCAGGGGUCCUGCUCAGAAGAGGUCUCAACUACAAGGGAGGAGCUUUAGUCUAAAACUCUUUUUGCCCCUGAGGGCAAGAUGGACACCUCUGGAUUUUCCCUAUUCUUUUAUUCUUUGUAGUUUUUUUUUUUUUUUUUUUU